Molecule: messenger RNA, 1666 nt
Organism: Brassica napus (rape)
Lineage: Eukaryota; Viridiplantae; Streptophyta; Magnoliopsida; Brassicales; Brassicaceae
Product: alanine--glyoxylate aminotransferase 2 homolog 2, mitochondrial
Exons: 8
Coding region: 75-1502 (475 amino acids)
Cellular component (GO): mitochondrion
Molecular function (GO): pyridoxal phosphate binding; transaminase activity
Source: RefSeq, a predicted model, not a curated record
CUCCGUUCCCAUCAUCAUUGUAACCAUCGAAGCAGUCUCUGCCAAAACAGAGAGAGAGAGAGAUAAUCAAAAUAAUGCAGAGAUUCACGGCGAAAAGAUCGCUCCAGAACGUUUCCGCUUCCCUCUUGCGGCGAUGCAUCUCAACGACGUCUCAGACGGCUUCCGUCAAGGACACCGACGAGUUUCUAGCUAGGCUUCCGCCGUUCGAUUACGCUCCGCCGCCGUAUUCCGGCCCCUCCGCCGAUGAAAUCCUCAACAAAAGGAAGGAGUUCCUCAGCCCUUCCAUGCCUCUCCUCUUCAGAAAGCCGCUGAACAUUGUGGAUGGGAAGAUGCAGUAUCUAUUCGAUGAGAGUGGUAGGAGAUACUUGGACGCCUUUGCAGGAAUCGCAGUUGUGAACUGUGGACAUUGUCACCCUGAUGUGGUUGAGCCUGUUAUCAAUCAGAUCAAGCGGCUCCAGCAUCCUACCGUUAUGUACCUUAACCAUGCCAUUGCUGAGUUCUCUGAAGCUCUCGCUUCCAAACUCCCUGGUGAUCUCAAGGUUGUGUUCUUCACCAACUCAGGGACGGAGGCUAAUGAAUUGGCACUCAUGAUGGCUAAGUUGUAUACUGGAUGUCAAGACAUUGUUUCGAUUCGAAACGGGUAUCACGGGAACGCCGCUGGAACAAUGGGAGCUACUGGUCAUAGCUUGUGGAAGUUCAACGUUGUUCAGACUGGAACUCACCACGCUUUAAACCCGGAUCCGUAUAGAGGUGUGUUUGGUUCUGAUGGAGAGAAGUAUGCAAGAGAUGUGCAAGAUCUCAUCCAAUAUGGCACCACCGGACACAUUGCUGGUUUCAUUUGUGAAGCUAUUCAGGGAGUUGGAGGGAUGGUGGAACUAGCUCCAGGCUAUAUGUCAGCAGCUUAUGAUAUUGUGAAGAAGGCUGGAGGAUUGUUCAUUGCGGAUGAAGUUCAGUCUGGAUUCGCUCGCACUGGCAACUUCUGGGGCUUUGAGGCUCACAAUGUCGUCCCUGACAUAGUUACUAUGGCAAAGGGAAUUGGGAAUGGGUUUCCUUUGGGAGCGGUUGUGACAACUCCGGAGAUAGCUGGAGUAUUGACACGCCGAUGCUACUUCAACACAUUUGGUGGGAAUGCUGUGGCUACUACAGCUGGUCUCGCUGUUCUGAAUGUGAUUGAGAAAGAGAAGCUUCAGGAAAAUGCAUCCAUGGUCGGAUCUUACCUCAAAGGAAAACUCAGUCAGCUGAAAGAGAAACACGAAAUUAUCGGGGAUGUAAGGGGAAGAGGACUGAUGCUUGGAAUAGAGCUGGUAAGUGAUCGCAAGCUCAAGACUCCUGCGACGGCCGAGACUCUGCACAUCAUGGAUCAAAUGAAAGAGUUGGGUGUGUUGGUUGGGAAAGGAGGCUACUUUGGAAACGUGUUUAGAAUCACACCACCUCUCUGCUUCACUAAGGAAGACGCGGACUAUCUCGUGGAAGCCAUGGACUACUCAAUCUCCAAGAUGUGAAGAAGACAAAAUGAUAAGUAAAUGUCUCCUUGUGGGAGAUUAAUAAGUUGUGGUUAAGUUAUGCUUGUUACUUUACUUUUGAACAACCAAAAUGAUUGAUGAGCCAACAUCUCGUUGCUUCUCAAUCAUUCUGUUUUCUUAAAUAAAACGCAUGUUUUCUUUUA